AUGCAAACUAAAUUUUCACAGGUAAAGACAAAGUCACUGAGCCCAGAAGCAGCCGCAGCACUGAGAGAACGCACAGGGUUCCAGGGAAACACACUUUUAAGGGUGCGAUUGUCAGCAUCGAAACCUAACUUUGAGGUCGGAUCCUCGACGCAACUGAAACUUUCCUUUGGCAAGAAAACCACUACAACAGAGAAACCAGCUCUUGAUCCAAGCACCGCACAAAAGUGGACUCUAUCAGCCAAUGAUAUGGACGAUGAUGAUGUGGAUUUGGUAGAUUCAGAUGCACUUUUGGAUGCUGAUGAUCUGAAAAAGCCUGACCCUUCCUCCCUCAAGGCUUCCUGUGGAGAAGACUCCAAAAAGAAAAAGGCCUGCAAAAAUUGCACUUGUGGUCUUGCUGAGGAAAUGGAAAUGGAGAGUAAUGCCACUCAGAAAGCCAGCCAGCCCAAAUCAGCCUGUGGAAGUUGUUAUCUGGGUGAUGCCUUCCGAUGUGCCAGCUGUCCAUAUUUAGGCAUGCCUGCCUUCAAACCUGGGGAGAAGGUUCUGUUGGCCAACACUGAUAUAGCUGAUGCAUAGACAUUCACUUUUGACACAUUAAUACAUUCCGUUAUCAUUCUGCAACAUUGAGGCCCAGAUUACAUUUCCAUCUGUGUAAUCAACAGGGAUGCAGUUCACAGAGUGUCAUUUG
Messenger RNA from Sinocyclocheilus grahami, 685 nucleotides. Its product is annotated as anamorsin-like. Gene Ontology annotation, cellular component: cytoplasm. The record is from RefSeq and is a predicted model, not a curated record. Gene Ontology annotation, molecular function: iron-sulfur cluster binding. The coding region runs from base 1 to 573 and encodes 190 amino acids. The transcript has 5 exons. NCBI's taxonomy places the organism in Eukaryota, Metazoa, Chordata, Actinopteri, Cypriniformes, Cyprinidae. Gene Ontology annotation, biological process: iron-sulfur cluster assembly.